AGGCACAAAAAGGAAAGAUUGAGUCGAUCACGACAAAAGUUUUAGUUGCCCAAUGGCCAACCCUAAUUCUACGUAGGCAGAAAUAUGAACAUGUGAGCCAAGUAGUUUUUUUUCAUUGUAAGUAGCGACGUAACGUGUUGUUUCCUGUAAAUACAACGCUCAGCAUCUCCUCGACAAUGACACGACUUUUCGUUUUUGUGGCUUGCUCUUUUUCUGUUUCUGGCAAGAUAGCGAUUCCUAGUCCUGUGGCACCAAUUCAUGACCGUUUUCCCGACAAAAGCGUAUCCAGUUCUCACGCGACGGGCCAUGUGGCACAAACGGCGCAAGCCCACAACGAAACCGGCACCAGUUUCGCAACCAGCAGCAAGGAUGCACCGGUUUCGCUCUUUCGACUGCCGAAAAGUGCUGGCAACGAACCGCUGCAGCAGACGGGUACUAGCGGCCACGAGGACCGGUCAGGCUUGCAACUGGACCCGGCCGCACUUGCGGAACUGCAAACACUGCCCUGGCCCUUCUACGCCGCGGCUGCGAUCGGGCCGGCGCGCGUCGGCAAGAGUUUUUGGCUGGGGCAGAUCGCGAGGUUGUUGAACCGGAACGUCACGAAGCUUUUCGAGGUUUCGGAUACUAGCGAGAGCUGCACCAGCGGAGCUUGGUUCCUCUCCGUAGAUUUGGCGAAGGCCGACAAACACAUUCUGCGCAAAAAUGCGGCGCUCGAGAACUUCUACGCGAAGUCGCAAAAAUCCCACAGAAAUCAAGGAGCAGGACCACCGCAGCGCGGCACGCUGCUCCUCUUCGACCUGCAAGGUAGCGACAAGGGCAGUGCCGCCGACCUGCAGGCCACCGACUACCUGUCCGCAUUUGUCGCGUUGUUCGCCAGUCGCUCGCUUUUCUUUUUUGAAAAGCACGUGGAAUUUUCGAAGGCGGCCUUCUACGAGCGGAUCGCGUACGCCGGGAAAGUCUUGAAGAACAACCCGAAUUUUGUACCAGCGGUUUCUUUCGUGGUUCGGAGACCGAUGAAGCUACCAAAGAAGUACGCGACGCGGGAACAGGAGCUGGCAGAUGUUUUAAACAUCCAAACAGACAGGGUAAUAAACGACGCGGAGCACGACCACAAGCACAACUACGAGGAUUAUUUUCGCGUUUUCGAGCUGCCGGAGCUGGACGUAGAGGACAGUAGUGUUUCCGAGACCUGGGCGGAGAAACUGCUGCAAGACGCCGUUCUCGGGCUCGAUGGCAAAGACACAAAUUACGGCUCGACGCUGCCAUCCCUGCAGACCAGCGACGGGACGGUACUAGAUGCCGCGGGCCUGAUCGCAUUGAUGGAGGAGAUCGCGUCCUGGCUGCGGACCAGCAAUGCCGACCAGUUUUUCCAGGUGCAAGAUUCCGUCCGCGAAAAGGUUUGUCGGAGCCGCAUGCAGGAUCUCGUGCGACGGGUCUUCUUGGCGAAGAAGGCAAAGAGUACUGCCAGCGAGAAGGAUGAACAAUCUGCGAUCAAUGUGGAAGAACUGUACGAGGACGUCGCAGCGCAGUUCGACGCUGAAACGGUGGCGUGGUUUUUUCGAGAAACUACCACUGGACAGUACGAGAUCAACCUGAAGACCGAUUCACUAAACCGAGUGGAAGAACUCCAUAGCAGUCCCAUUUCUUUGUUUCUGGUCCAAAACGGGGGACUGCGCAGAACAUUUUUCGACUGGUGUACGGACAAAGCAGUGCGCACGAAGGCACUUACCUUUCUUCGAGACCACUUGGCGAAAGUGCACGAGCAGAGGCGGGGAUUUUUCAACCGCUUCAAAUCGUUCCUCGCACUCUUCGUGUGGACGGGGCCGAUCAGAGCAGUGGAAGGGUGUGUGGAGUCCUUUUCCCGCAUUCUCGAGUUGCUGUUUCACCGAAGAACACUGCUGGUUCUGGCUGCGAUCUUCGUUGUUGCCGUUGGUGCUGUGUUCCUUCCAAGGGUGGGCGCCGGGACGACCACCAGCGCUGUUUCGUUCAAGCAAACGCUGCUCGCUACCGCAUUCCGGAUUCUGACGACACUGCUCACCGUCACCUCUCGGCUUCUGUUCGCCAUCUUCCCUUGUUUUUUCCUGGGAAACAAGCACUUCAGGAAGUAUUGGGAUCCGGUCGUGGAUGCGAGCAAAGAGCUGCUACAAAGAGUCUUCGAAUACGCUUGCGAAUGGGCAAUGAACGAACGUGGAGCUGUGUCAUCCUCUCACCCAUCGCUAUCCUCCAUCGACGCCAGCGUAUUGGCAGCGAGCGGGAGUAACCUUCCGACCUUCGCAGCGUCAACAGACCACCCGGAAGGGGAGAAAACAGCUUCUGCCGGAUCUACUACUGUUUACGGAUCGUUCUCCUCUACUAGCAGCACGUACUGUUCCUACGCCGGUUUUUUUGUCGUGGAGUUUUUCGGGCGCAACAUCGACUACCUCUUGUACGGACUUUUCCUCGCGAUUUUGUGGUACGCGGUGCCGCUGCUCACGCAGGCGUUUCUUCGGGGGAUUCUCAACUUUCUCGUUUAUCACGUUUUCGGCCAGAGCAGUUUCGACAGUGAGAUGAUGUUGAGCGACGAGGAAGUAGAAGAAGAGUUUCUUGCACAAGACGACUCGAGCCCCACCAGCAGCUAUUCACCGAAGUCUCCGGAGCAGAAAACUACCUCGCUUUACCGUGCCUCGCGCGCGCCCUCCUUGUUUCACUAUUUGAAGCACAACUUUCUCUCCUCUGCUGCGCUCAAACGGAUCAUUUACGAGAAGUGGCUGCAGUACGAAAAGCGGCCCCAGUUGGUGAAUCGGAGAGCCGUGUGGGAUUUGAAUGCGGAGCAGCAUCGGAGCUUCACCGAACAGCAAAUCGAGUUACUGACGCAGUCUCCGGAGUACAAGUGGCGGUGCGGCGUGUUGAAGCAGUCACAGGAGGUGCCAAAAAACUGGGAGUGGAAGGCGCACUACCUGAAGUUCGCGGACAAGAGCGCACCGAUCAAGCGGGUGUCGCGGUCGAAGCAGCCGGAGGACGCGGUGGCCGGGGAAGUCCUGCAAAUGUACAAUUUAGUCAACGCCGCAACGACGAAAAGCAAAUCAACGCCGAAAAAAAGAAGCAGAUCGCCAAGGUUAUUGUAG
This is a messenger RNA of Amoebophrya sp. A120, 3104 nucleotides long. The record is from the annotation of a GenBank genome assembly. Lineage: Eukaryota; Dinophyceae; Syndiniales; Amoebophryaceae.